This is a messenger RNA of Eucalyptus grandis, 3583 nucleotides long. RefSeq names its product oxalate--CoA ligase. Bases 866 to 3211 code for a protein of 781 amino acids. Lineage: Eukaryota; Viridiplantae; Streptophyta; Magnoliopsida; Myrtales; Myrtaceae. Gene Ontology annotation, biological process: fatty acid metabolic process; protein phosphorylation. The transcript is spliced from 2 exons. The record is from RefSeq and is a predicted model, not a curated record. Gene Ontology annotation, molecular function: ATP binding; medium-chain fatty acid-CoA ligase activity; protein kinase activity.
GAUCGGACUGGACCGCCAAAUUUUGGAUGAUUCUCACAAGUCACGAUUCGAUUUCCAGUUCUGAAAUUGCAAUUGAAUCGACCGGAUCAAACCGGCUAUAUCUAUAUAUUUUAAUUUCUCAGUAAACCCUGACUUUCCCAAUUUCCCAUCCCCCCUUCAUAUGUCUUUGUUUCUUGUGUGCGACUCUUUUUUAUUGCUUCACAUGGUGCUUGAUGGUUUGAUUGUCUUCAGAGGAGCGGAUGAGGGGUCUUGUUAAGCUUUUUUUUUUUUUGGAUAUUUGUGAUUUGUUGCAAAAGUCUAUAGAGAUCGGUUCCAUUUAACUGGAUUGAACCAGUUGGUCACUCUUAACGACUGGUUGGUCGAGUUCUCAAUAUUGAUCCUGAGCAAGACUUUAAAAAAAGCCCAAGCACCGAACCGGCGGGAGCUCUGAGUUGGGAGACCCCGUUUGGCAAGGUGCGUAUUCCCUUCUACCCGGGAAGAAAAGCUUGGGUAAGUGCAUGGGGAGUCCGGUGCCGUGUUCCCCAAGACAUUGUAUUGGGAAAAUUCAGGCAGACCGCCACUGCUGUAUAUCAAGUGGACAGGCGCUGGGGAAGGCGGGCGGGGGAGGCUAGACCUCCUUCGCACACUUGUGAAGCCGUGUCGGCGGACAAUCUCCAAAGUCCAAAGACGCGGUAAUGAAACAAGGGUCCCAUUCCCUUUUCAACUUCAUAAAAAGGGUCUAAGCCUAAGCUCUCUCGUCAUCCUCAUUCGUGCGAAUCUUUCUCGUUAAGAAUCUUCCAGUGUCGCCCAGCGAUUGUGGCGCCUUCCUCAAUUCAAUCGCGAUGGGCUUGAGUUGAUUCCGUCGAUUCGUUCUCCGUAAUUAGCAAUGGAAGUACGUACGCUCACAGGCCUGAUGAAGAUGGUGGCGUCGACUAGCCCCGACCAGAUAGCCGUCUCCGUCAGGGGGAAGAUCGAACUGACUUAUGCGCAUCUGCGGGAGCGCGUCGAUGAAGCCGCUGCGCUCCUUGUCUUCUCCGGCGUCGAUGCCGGCGACGUCGUCGCUCUCACUUUCCCCAACACCGUCGAGUUUGUAAUCCUGCUACUGGCAGUAAUCCGUUGCCGAGCCAUAGUGGCUCCGCUUAACCCCACCUACACAGCUGAGCGGUUCAGCUUCUGCCUUUCCAACUCGGGGUCGAAGCUCCUAUUGACACCACAAGAAGGAAAUCAACAGGCUCAAUUUGCUGCUUCCAUGCUUAACAUCCCCCACCUAACUGCCAAGCUUCACUCCGCCAAGUCCAAAAUCACUCUCUCUUCGAUCAACAUAGAGCCGAGCCUUGACUUGAUGUCCAAAGUCGUCAACGAACCCUCGGAUGUAGCUCUGUUCUUGCACACCUCCAGCAAUAUGAGUCACCCCAUACCCGUGCUGCUAACUCAGCACGAUUUGGCUUCAUCGGUUCAGAACAUCAAGCGGGUGUACAAACUAACAAAUUCAGACUCUACCGUGAUUGUGCUUCCGAUGUUCAAUGUAUACGGCUUGGUUGCUGGAUUAUUGAGCUCUUUAGCUGCUGGAGUUACCGUGGCCCUCCCGGCGGCUGUUAGGUUCUCAGCAUCCAGAUUUUGGGCAGAUAUGAUUUUAUACAAUGCCACGUGGUACACAGCAAUCCCUAGAAUCCACCAGAUCAUCCUGGACCACCACCUCAGCAAGCCACAGCCGGCUUACCCGAAGCUACGAUUCAUAAUGAGCUGCGGUGCGUUACUCGCGCCCUCUAUCCGGGCUCAGCUUGAGGAGGCAUUUGGUGCACCCGUGCUUGAGGCUUAUGCAAUGAUGGAGGCUACUCACCUGACGGCUUCAAACCCCUUGCCCGAAGAUGGUGAGCAUAAGCCCAGUUCAGUCGGGAGACCUGUAGGGCAGGAGAUGGCGAUUUCGGAUGAGUAUGGGGCCAUAAGGGCGGUGGGGGUGAGCAGUGAAGUGUGUAUAGGGGGACCGAACGUGACUGAAGGUCAUAAGAAUAAUCCAGAGGCAAAUAAGCAGGCCUUCCAGUCCAGGCGGUUUCAUACGGGUGGUGUUUCGUACGGGGGUUUGGAUGCUAGGUUCUCGGCGUCGAGAUCUUUGGCAGAUAGUGCUGCUUGGGUAAGUCAUAUGUCAGAAGUUGCCAGUCCAUCCCCGAGCAAUGAUAUGCCAGAGGGAAAUAAUGCACCUCAGACAACCGAAGAGAACAACACCGAGACCGUGAGAGGUGGAGAAGAAGGCGGCCAUGGAUUAACCAUGGAGUUUGAAAAGUUUAGUGGACCAAAGAACUUCUCCUAUGAAGAAUUGAUGACAGCGAUUGCAGAUCGCAAGAUUCUGGGAAAAGGAGGUUUCGGCGCGGUGUACGAAGGGCGAAUAGGAAAAGCUCGCACACAGGUCGCCGUGAAGGUUAUAAACUAUGAUUCGCACCAAGGGAUGAAUGAGUAUAAAUCUGAGGUGAUCACGUUGAGCCAGCUUAGGCACAAAAACUUGGUGCCACUUAUAGGCUAUUGUCACGAGGCGGAUAAAUUUGUCCUGGUUUACGAAUUCAUGAGUGAAGGUAGCUUGGAGGAUCAUCUAUUUAAAGGCAAAUCCUUAUUGACAUGGGAAACAAGGUAUAAAAUCGCUCAAGGAUUAGCCUCGGUGUUGCACUACCUGCAAAAACAAUGUCGUCAAUGCGUGAUCCAUAGGGAUAUCAAGUCUAGCAACAUCAUGCUCGAUGAAGAGUUCGAGGCCAAAUUGGGAGAUUUUGGAUUGGCUAGGCUAGUAGACUAUGCCACAGGGUCCAAGACAACUGAAUUGAUAGGAACACGGGGUUACAUGGCUCCGGAAUAUAUUACAACUAGUAGGGCAAGUAAAGAAACUGAUGUCUACAGUUUCGGAGUCGUCCUUUUGGAAAUAGUAUCUGGGAGAAGAGUCAUCGACCUGGAACGAGACCCAAUAGACCUCAUAGAGUGGUCAUUGAAGCACUAUAGGGCCAGGAAGUUGGUCCAUGCGGUGGAUGAGAAGCUCGGCAAGGAUUUCGACAAGAAACAGGCCGAGGCCCUAAUAAUAGCGGGGUUGUUGUGCGCUCAUCCCAUUACUACUUCUCGGCCUUCGAUUGAAGAGGCGAUGGCCAUUUUGAACUUGAAGGCAAGGGUAAAGCCUCGCGAGCUCCCCUUGAAGUCACCGCAAUCCCCACUUAGUAUUAAUUGGAAAGUCUCGCCCCGAUGGCUUAAGUUUUAGGCAACUUGCCUUGCUCUGAGCGCAGAUUAGCUCGUUUUAGUGUUACAUACAUGUUUGUACGUCAUCUUCAAGCCAGAUGUUGUAUAUGUCUGUGCAUUUAGCUUUUAGGCAAGUGCCCUUGCAGAUUGGCGGAUAAUGGUGUCUCUUUUAAGUUUUAUAUGCACACUUGCUCUUAGAAUAGUGUAAUAUGUAAUUGGGGUACUACCUGGAUCCUUAAUGUCUAGUUACAGGGUAACUUCACCAAGUAGUAGGAAGUUCGCUUUCAUGUUGGGGCUGCCCCGCUUGCUUGUAACCCAAGUGGGUUGAUAGGAUUACUGUGACAUCCCGAAAUUUGGCCCUGGAUUCGGAUAUAUGAAAUGGUUGUUUUGUAGA